AAAAGAUCCAUUAAUAUCACUCAUAUAUCCUCUUGGUUUUUUGGGGGAGGUUUGCAAUACCUCUAUAUAGGUGCGAACGUGGGGGUAAAGAGAUUGUUCCCCAUCUAUACGAAAGUGCUAAGCUAGGUUAAGGGUAUUGAUAAUAUUACAUUGGCCUUUUUCAUCAAUUAGACCUGCCCACACCGCUGGCAUUAUAAAUAAUAAGAUUUUCAUCAUUGCCCAAAGAGAUCCUAUACAGUUUGCGUCUGCAUAUACGUAAACUUGUCACGCCCUAGAGUUUUGUCUCAUUAGCUUUUCCAUCGCCUGGUACUAAUAAACCCAUUUUUUACGCCAGCAUCCAUCAUGGUGGGAAGCGCUAACAGGCCUCUGGCCAUUGCCGGUACUGCCUCGGCAGCCGUCUUCGACCUGCCCGUUGUCAUCAAGGGCUCAUACAGCAGCGUCAGGCUCGACAUCGGCACGCCUCCGAAAGAACACCAGUUGCUGUUCGAUACCAGCUCAUCAACCCUCUGGACCGUUAGCACUGACUGUACACAAGACUCGUGCCCAGAACGAAACACGGAGCUGUAUAAACGACGAUACUACAAUGCAUCGGCAUCGUCCACAGCCGUCGAUGUUGGCAUUCCCGCCAUGAUUCCUUACUUGGGCGGUAACGUUGAGGGCGAAAUUUACCAGGACGUCUUCAGUGCUCUAGAUGGGUCCGUGGAAUGGAACCAGUCAUUCAUUGCAGUCAAUGAGAGCUCAUGGGUUUGGAUCACUGCAGACGGGUUUCUGGGCCUUGGUUUCUCCACCAUCGCAGAACUCAACACGUCGACGCUGGACAAAGCCCGAUUCGGCCUAUACUUUGGCACGAACCUAGGAGACGAGGGCCCUCAGGACGGUGUGCUGAGCAUUGGUGAUAGUCACGAGGACAAGUAUGUUGAUGGCCAGGUGGUUUAUGCUCCUCUGCAGAAGGUCAACAACGAGUAUGGUCUAUGGCACACACCGUUGAAGGCUGUCCACCUACUGGUCGCCAAGAACCCGUCCAACCCAAACCACACAGUCGAGACGCACAUUGGCAAAUUGCCCACGACGCAGUUCUCUGGCAAUGCUCUCGAGUCACCCAAUAUUACUUUGUCAACGUUCGGCGACGGCCGGGCUGUUUUCGACACGGGAGCUGGCCGCCUUUCCGUGCCAUACGAAAUGAUCGAUUCCUUGUACUACAACCUCGGCUGGGAUUACCAAAGUCUGCUCUACGGCAAGCAGCGCUUUACAUGCGAGGCCAUGAAUGCAUCCUGGGCCAUUUCUCUGAUCCUUGGUGAAGGUGCGCCCGAGAACGAUGUCGUGGUCAGCAUUCGCGGCGAUGAAUUCCUUGAGCCUGGAGCACAAUGUAUGCCACCGUUUGACUCUUCCAGCUCACCUUCUUUUGCGCUUGUUGGCAGUGCCUUCCUCCACAGGUACUACACUAUAUGGGACUUUGGUGCGGAUAAGGUGGCUGAGUACAUGCCUCGGCUUGGAUUUGGAAGACUCAAGAAGGAGUUUGACUGGAACUACCAGUCGUGA
This is a messenger RNA of Bipolaris sorokiniana ND90Pr, 1539 nucleotides long. RefSeq lists its product as uncharacterized. Lineage: Eukaryota; Fungi; Ascomycota; Dothideomycetes; Pleosporales; Pleosporaceae. Gene Ontology annotation, cellular component: fungal-type vacuole. Gene Ontology annotation, molecular function: aspartic-type endopeptidase activity. Gene Ontology annotation, biological process: proteolysis. The record is from RefSeq and is a predicted model, not a curated record. The transcript has 2 exons. Bases 343 to 1539 code for a protein of 398 amino acids.